Messenger RNA from Stomoxys calcitrans (stable fly), 2093 nucleotides. Its product is annotated as zinc finger protein 846. The transcript is spliced from 4 exons. The coding region runs from base 83 to 1831 and encodes 582 amino acids. Gene Ontology annotation, cellular component: nucleus. The record is from RefSeq and is a predicted model, not a curated record. Lineage: Eukaryota; Metazoa; Arthropoda; Insecta; Diptera; Muscidae.
AGGGGGAAAUGUAAACAAACAAAAUAAAGGAGCUAAAUUUCAUUAAAUUUAAAUAAAAUAAAGGAGUUUUUGCAAGUUAAAUAUGAAUGUGUAUUCGAACUAUAUUAGUUGUGGGGAAAUACUCUUCGAUAGAAAAGAUCAAUAUAUACUAAAAUGUUCUCAGUGCAAGGAGUGUUUUUCAUUUUUGGAAGAGUUUAUGGUACAUCAUCAGUUACUUCACGGCACUGAAGAUCUUUCACAAGAACAGGAGCAAGAACUAGAAAAUGAGGAGGAAGUUGAUUCACCUUUAGAAGACGAAAGUACAAAUCAACAAUUUGAUAUUCAGGAAAGAUUUUCAGAUUUUCCGGAAAUAAGUAGAGGAGAACUAACGCCGACUACGGAAAUGGAUCCUUUGGAGGAACCAAUGCUGAAGCAAAAGAAAUUUGACAUACCAGAAAAUAAUGAUAUCUAUGAAAUUGCGGUAGAUCACUUCAAAAACGAGGAUGGUGAAUCAGGCGAUGAGUGGUAUGCAGAAGACAACAACACCAGAACGUUUGUUCGCCAAUUUCUAAGAUCUGAAAGUAAUUUUAUAACUUUCAUAGCCUCAUAUAAAAAUCAACCCGUUUUGUGGAAUAGAAAACUCUAUCCCAAAAGAAAUAUAACCAACGAUGUAAGAGAAAAGUGUUUAAGCACAAUUGCUGCAGAAUUAAAUCAGCAAUUAAACCUAGAUAUGACUAGUUGUUAUGCUGCUGCUCUAAUCAAGCGUAUACGAAAUGGCUAUGCCAUGAAAUUAAAUCGCUUGAGGUCCAAUGAAUUGCGUGGAGGUACACUUAAAAGUCGAACUAUGCCCGAUUGGUAUUUUGAAAAGUUGCAAUUCCUUGAGCCUUUUCUGGACAACUAUUCCAUUGAUAAGUUGAGUGGAGCAAACUUGGAGUCCCAACAAAUUAUGCAGAUAUUGGAGAUAUAUAAAAAUCUUCCACAUUUAUGGAACACCAGUUGUUUGGAAUACCUAUGCACAAAUAAAAGGCAGGAAGCAAUUGCCGAAAUGAGGAGAACUUUAGAUUCAGAAAUGGGCUUAAAGGUCGAAGAAAAUAUACUAAAAACAUACCUUUACUGUAUUCAUGGGCAUUUUGCCACAGAAAAAGGCUACACCCAAAGUAAAAAAUCCACGACAAGAACCAUUUCCGAAUAUUAUGACCACAUGAGGUUUCUUGAUGAUCACAUCGGUCCCUUCUAUUGUACUCUAUGUGAACGAAAACACAGGAAUCCUUUACAACUAAAAGUCCAUAGAAAUCAGGCGCAUGACUGUGAGCCCCUAACCUGUCCUCUUUGCAAUAAAGCCUUUUACAAUGUGCAGGCCUAUACUUUCCAUGCCAAACGUCACAUGAAUGAUGCAACGGAGAUAUGCAAAGAAUGUGGCAAAGCAUUUGUUAAAAUUGUAGAUCUUAAAGCCCAUAUGCGUUCUCAUACUGGUGCCAAGCCUUAUUGCUGUGAAAAAUGUGGUGCAUCUUAUACUAUGCCAUCCUCAUUGAUUGAACAUCGAAAACAAGUGCAUGAGGUUCAAAACGAAGCAAAUUGUCCUAUAUGUGGCAAAGUAUUUCCCAAUAAGAAACGGCUAGUUUUGCACUUGCGCACUCACACGAAUGAAAGAAGCUUUAGAUGUAAAACCUGUGGCAAAGCCUUUAAGACCAAAAAGACAAUGCGCCAGCAUGAAUUCACCCAUGAGGAAGGUCGCAACCAUCCAUGUCCAGUGUGCGGUAAAAUGUAUAAGAAUAAAAUAGGUGUUGCUCAGCAUCUAAGGACACAUCGCACUAAUGUGGAAACCAAUUCAAAUCCUUUUAUUGAAAGUUGACAGAGACAGGCGUUGUUAAACAACUCUAAAAGUGUGAAUAAAUAAAAUAAAUUACUAAUAAGGAAUUACAAAGGAAAAUAUUGAAAGGAAAAAACUGAAAAAUUAAAAGGAAUCGGUGCCCUGGAAUGAUGAGAGACGUUGUGUGGAAGAUCUUCAAAGUAAUAUUCUCCUGUGAAAAAAAUUCGACAAAAUUUGUAUAAAACUCAAAAUUUGACCACAUAAAUUUUAUACAAAAUUUUGGCAAAUCAUGAAAUUUCAAAAA